Ochlerotatus camptorhynchus is the source of this 2054-nucleotide messenger RNA. RefSeq names its product SET and MYND domain containing, arthropod-specific, member 1 (gene SmydA-1). Gene Ontology annotation, molecular function: protein binding. The record is from RefSeq and is a predicted model, not a curated record. Bases 309 to 1952 code for a protein of 547 amino acids. NCBI's taxonomy places the organism in Eukaryota, Metazoa, Arthropoda, Insecta, Diptera, Culicidae. The transcript is spliced from 6 exons.
CCAACGGGUGAGCUCAUUCGGUGUGAUCGUGCAAAGAGAUAGCUUAGAAAGACGUAGUGUGGUCUUUAGAGAAAAUAGAUUUCAUUCCGAAAAUGGAAUAAAUUGAACUGCUUCGGUGGCAUAAUUCAUUUGUUCGUUCACGUGUUCGAUAAGAAUAAGUACGGAUAGGAAAUACCAUUUUCUUGGGCUGUACCGGCAGAAAAAGCAAUAAAUCGAAGAUUCCCUGAGAGGAAACGGAUUCCGUGAUAUUUUAGUGAAAAUCCACCGAGUGGAAUAAUUCUUAGGUCUGCAAUUUUUCUGCCUUGAUCAUGGUAUCGGAUGCUGAGGGAGCUUCGGCAAGCCCGUCAAAACCUGCUACGGCUGAGGUGGAAGUUCUUGCCGGGAUCUGUCCGGUGUGCAAUCAGUCGGCGAAAAAACGCUGCUCCGGUUGUAGCGCAGCGUACUAUUGCAGCGUCGAGCAUCAAAGGCAGGACUGGAAGAAUCAUAAAAAUGUUUGCCAUCCAUUCAAAAUCUGUAGUGACGAGCGCUAUGGACGAUACAUGGUGGCGACAAAGGACAUCAAAGCCGGAGAAGUCGUACUGAAGGAACCGCCGUUGGUCCAGGGGCCGGCGCAAAUUACGGCACCGGUCUGCGUGGGAUGCCUGCAAGGCCUAACGGAGAAUGAGUUUUUACCGUGCGAGAGAUGCGGCUGGCCAGUCUGCAAAAGGGAAUGCCAAGAACAUCCGGGCCAUAAAGCUGAAUGCAAAUUUACCAUCGCUCGCGGAAGCAAGAUGUCGCUGCAGCACUUCUACGUCCCGCAUCCGGUCUAUCAGUGUUUGAUUCCGUUGCGCUGUCUACUGCUGGCCGAGCGUGAUCCUGCCAAAUGGCAAACAUUAAUCAAAUUAGAAUCGCACGAGGAGCAACGCCGGGGCUCAGAACAGUGGCGUAACGAUCGGGAAGGUGUUGCUAAGCUGAUUCCACGGUUCUUCAAGUGUGAAAACAAAUGGAGUGAGGAUGAAAUAUUGAAAAUAAUUGGAAUACUGCAAGUGAAUGGCCACGAGAUUCCUUUGACGGAACCACCAUCCGUUGCAAUCUACAACAACGCCUCGAUGCUGGAACAUUCGUGUCGUCCAAAUUUGUCGAAAAGUUUCACUUGCAAGAGGGAGAUAGUCUUCUGGGCACCGAAUCCGAUCAAAAACGGAGAACGAUUGAGCAUUUGCUACUCAGAUGUCCUUUGGGGAACGGCUAAUCGUCAGGAUCAUCUGAAACAGACGAAACUAUUCCACUGUGCGUGUGCUCGUUGCCUUGACCCAACCGAAUUCGGUACCUACGUGAGUGCCUUGAGAUGUUCUGGGUUCAAAAAGGAUUCCAAUUGCUCUGGUUUGCUGUUGCCGGAAAACGUGAAGAAUUGGUAUGGUGGUUACAUAUGUAACAAAUGCCGUGGAUUGGUAGAAGCCGUAGAAAUAACGAAAAUCUUGGAUCGUGCACGUGUAGAUCACGAGGCAAUGCAAAAGACCAAUGAAAAACACUGCAGCAUGUAUAUAGCACACUAUGGGCGUUGGUUGGGACCAAACCACCAUUUGAUAGUGGAUGUUAAAAUUUGUCUUUCACAAAUCAUGGGAGGUGGAUCCCCGGAAGCAAUCCAGAAAAUAUCGGAUGAGGACUUGAUGACCAAAAUUAAAAUUUGCCAGGAGCUCAUCAAUCUGUUUGAGAAGAUUUGUCCCGCUGAAGCUCGUGUCAUUGGAACCACACGUUUUGAAUUGCAUGCUGCUCUGGCUGAGUUUGGACGACGAGGAGUGGAGUCGAAAAAUCCUGCCGUUAGAAGCGCUCUUGAGGACUCAUUGUACAAUGCAGCAGAGUGUGUCCGGAUGCUUUCGCACGAGCCAGAUGAAUUGCCGGAGAGUAAAAUUUGCGAGCAAGCCAGGAUAAAUGUGAACUCGUUGAGGGUGCUGCUCGGUUUGCAGGAAGGAUGAUAUCUGCUACCGUCACGGUGGUGCCAUCGAUAGGUCUAUUGGAAAAGACAUGACAGUUUGUUUGAUUAUCAAUGCACAUCAUGAUGCUAAGGUACCAUGUUU